Messenger RNA from Microplitis demolitor, 2125 nucleotides. It is a transcript of the gene pix, whose product is annotated as protein Pixie. The record is from RefSeq and is a predicted model, not a curated record. Gene Ontology annotation, biological process: ribosomal subunit export from nucleus; translational initiation; translational termination. The transcript is spliced from 4 exons. NCBI's taxonomy places the organism in Eukaryota, Metazoa, Arthropoda, Insecta, Hymenoptera, Braconidae. The coding region runs from base 126 to 1952 and encodes 608 amino acids. Gene Ontology annotation, molecular function: ATP hydrolysis activity; iron ion binding; ATP binding.
AAAAAAAUGUUGGUGUGUUGGUGCUGAUCUGUGCGCGUGUUGCAACCAGUUCCCCACAUCCGUGUAAAUUUGUCCACGUUUUUACCAGUUUUUACUUUUUAUUAACUACAGAACGAUCAGUCACCAUGCCUCCGAAAAAGUCGAUGGAAGAGACAGACAAGCUGACAAGAAUCGCAAUUGUCAAUUCAGAUAAAUGUAAACCUAAACGAUGCAGACAAGAGUGUAAACGAUCGUGUCCAGUUGUACGUAUGGGUAAACUAUGUAUUGAAGUGACUCCGAAUACUAAAAUAGCAUCAAUUUCUGAAGAAUUGUGUAUCGGGUGUGGUAUUUGCGUCAAGAAAUGUCCCUUUGAAGCUAUUUCAAUAAUUAACUUGCCAAGUAAUUUGGAGAAGGAAACAACGCACAGAUAUUCGAAAAAUUCAUUCAAGUUGCACAGACUCCCGAUCCCGAGACCUGGUGAAGUUUUAGGGCUAGUUGGUACCAACGGAAUCGGUAAAUCAACAGCGUUAAAAAUUUUAGCCGGCAAACAGAAGCCCAAUUUAGGGAGAUUUACUGAUCCUCCAGACUGGACAGAGAUUCUGAGCUACUUCCGGGGUAGCGAGUUGCAAAAUUAUUUUACUAAGAUCCUGGAGGAUGAUCUCAAAGCGUUAAUAAAGCCUCAGUACGUUGACCAGAUUCCGAAAGCGGUCAAGGGAACAGUUCAGCAGCUGCUAGAUAAAAAAGACGAGUGCGGUAAGCAAGAGGAGAUCUGCAAAAUGUUGGAUUUAUUGCACAUACGUGACCGUGGUAUUGAGGCACUGUCUGGUGGUGAGCUCCAGAGGUUCGCUUGCGCCAUGGUCUGCAUACAGAAUGGUGACAUAUUUAUGUUUGACGAGCCAUCGUCUUACUUGGACGUUAAACAACGUCUGAAUGCUGCCGUUACUAUUAGAUCGCUUAUACAUCCAGACAAAUUUAUUAUUGUCGUAGAACACGACCUUUCAGUACUUGACUAUCUGUCAGACUUUAUUUGCUGUCUGUACGGGGUACCUGGUGCUUACGGAGUUGUCACUAUGCCCUUCAGUGUUCGAGAAGGUAUAAAUAUCUUCCUUGAUGGUUUCGUACCAACUGAAAAUUUACGUUUCCGUGAAGAAUCCCUUGUAUUUAAAGUGGCUGAGAGUGCUAAUGAAGAAGAAAUAAAACGUAUGAAUCACUACGAGUAUCCAGCGAUGAAAAAAACAAUGGGAUCAUUUGAAUUGAAUGUCGAAAAAGGACAAUUUACGGAUUCGGAAAUUUUGGUUUUGCUUGGGGAAAAUGGUACCGGUAAAACAACAUUCAUAAGAAUGUUGGCAGGUAAUCUACCACCUGAUGAUGGAUCGGGUAAUAUUCCAAUGUUACAUAUCAGUUACAAGCCGCAGAAAAUCAGUCCCAAGUCUCAAGGAAUCGUUAGACAGUUACUGCACGAAAAAAUACGUGACGCUUACAUUCAUCCCCAGUUUAUAACUGACGUCAUGAAGCCGCUGAAGAUUGAUGACAUCAUGGACCAAGAGGUACAGAACUUGUCUGGUGGUGAACUUCAACGUGUUGCUCUGGCCCUGUGUCUGGGUAAACCAGCUGACGUUUAUUUGAUUGAUGAGCCGUCGGCUUACUUAGACUCCGAGCAACGUUUAGUUGCUGCUAAAGUCAUAAAACGGUUUAUUUUGCAUGCGAAAAAAACUGGAUUCGUUGUUGAGCACGACUUUAUAAUGGCAACUUAUCUCGCUGAUCGGGUGAUCGUCUUCUCCGGCGUACCCUCAAUGAACACAACCGCUCACUGCCCACAGUCUUUGCUCAACGGAAUGAACAAGUUUCUGGAGCUGCUAGGAAUCACAUUCAGGAGGGAUCCCAAUAAUUUCAGACCGCGUAUUAACAAGAACCAGUCGGUCAAAGACCUCGAUCAAAAAAGAGCGGGGCAAUAUUUCUUCCUGGAAGAAUAGAGUAAGAAUAAUAAUUUAUAAUAAUCAUUAUGGUAAACUUGGAAUAUUAAAAAUGAUAAUUAAUCAUAUAAUUAAUAAUGAUAAUGAUAACAAUGAAUUACUACGAGUAACAAGAUCAUGAAUUGUAAUAAUUUGAAUAUAAAAAAAUAAUCAAUUUAAAAUAAUAGUAAUUA